AAGAAUUUAAACAUUUUGAUCAAUUAUAUAUAUUUAUAUGUACUGUACAAUUCUGGUCUAGUUAUUCUCUGUGCAUCCAAAAAGGUCUUGUAUUGAUGUAAAGAAUCAGUGUAUUCUUCUUGGUUGCAAGAAGUUGGAUUGGGUCUGUGAUUUCCCAAGUCCAAAGCAAGCGACUAGUAAACUUCCAAUCCAAGGUUCACAAAACCUUAACAUCACACUUGCAAUUAGGUACAGCACUUGGAAUUCAUAAUGGUUGAACAACAGACGAUCAGUGAAGUUGCUUCUUCUUCCAUGGUAUCUUCUAAAAAAUAUGAUGUUUUCAUAAGCUUUCGAGGUGAGGACACACGCAAGAAUUUCACAAGUCAUCUUUAUGAAGCAUUGAAGCAAAAGAAGAUUGAAACCUACAUAGACUACCACCUUGAAAAGGGAGACGAAAUCUCUACAGCACUCAUUGAAGCCAUUGAAAAUUCUCAUAUAUCUAUUGUCAUUUUCUCAGAGAACUAUGCUUCCUCAAAAUGGUGCUUGAGUGAACUCAGCAAGAUUUUGGAGUGCAAGAAAGAAAAAGGACAGAUAGUGAUACCAGUGUUUUACAACUUAGAUCCAUCCCAUGUGAGGAAGCAGACUGGGAGCUAUGAGCAAGCCUUUGGAAAACAUAAGGGAGAACCCAGAUGCAGCAAAUGGAAAGCUGCUCUCACUGAAGCAGCCAAUUUAGUUGCAUGGGACUCUCAAGCUUAUAGGACUGAAUCUGAACUCCUUAAGGAUAUUGUUGAUGAUGUUUUGGGAAAAUUGGCGCCUAGAUACCCAAACAACCAUAAAGGACUGGUUGGAAUUGGGGAAAAUUAUGAAAAGAUUGAGUCAUUACUAAAAAUUGGGUCAAGUGAAGUUAGAAUCCUGGGAUUAUGGGGCAUGGGUGGCAUAGGUAAGACCACUCUCGCUAGUGCUUUAUAUGACAAACUGUCUCAUGAGUUUGAAGGUCGUUGCUUCCUCACAAAUGUGAGGGAAGAAUCGGAUAAGCAUGGACUCAAAGCCUUACGUAAUAAACUUUUUUCUGAGUUAUUAGAGAUUAAAAAGCCUUGUUUUGAUGUACCCUUUUUAGUAUCCGAUUUUGUUUUGAGUAGGCUUGGACGCAAAAAAGUUUUCAUUGUCUUGGAUGAUGUGGCUACCUCAGAGCAAUUAGAAAAUCUAAUUGAAGAUUUUGAUUUCUUAGGACUUGGAAGUAAGGUGGUUGUUACAACUAGAAAUAAGCAGAUAUUUAGCAAAGUUGAUAAAAUAUAUAAGGUCAAGGAAUUGAGCUUUUAUCACUCUUUUCAACUUUUCUGUUUGACUUCUUUUAGAGAAAAACUGCCUAAACAUGGAUAUGAAGAUGUAUCAAGAAGUGCAAUUUCCUAUUGCAAAGGUAUUCCUUUGGCUUUAAAAGUUCUUGGUGCAAGUCUUCGUUCAAGAAGUAAAGAAGCAUGGGAAUGUGAAUUGAAGAAACUCCAAAAGUUUCCAAAUACGAAAAUUCAUAGUGUAUUAAAAUUAAGUUAUGAUAGCUUAGAUCAUUUUCAGAAGGAAAUAUUUCUAGAUAUUGCAUGCUUCUUCAGAGGAAAACAAAGAGAUCGUGUGACAAGCAUAUUGGAAGCUUUUGAUUUUUCUACGGCAUCAGGGAUAGAAGUACUUUUAGAUAGAGCUCUCAUAACAAUUUCAGAUGACAUUCAGAUAGAAAUGCACGACUUGAUACAAGAAAUGGGUUGGGAAAUUGUUCAUCAAGAAUGUAUCAAAGACCCUGGAAGACGAAGUCGAUUAUGGAAGCAUGAGGAAGUGCAUGAUGUCUUGAAACAAAACAAGGGAACUGAAGUUGUUGAAGGCUUAAUUUUGGAUUUGUCUAAAUUAACUGGGGAUCUAUAUUUAAGCUCUGAUUUUCUUGCACAGAUGAAUAACGUGAGAUUUCUUAAAAUCCAUAGUUGGUGUAGGUUUACCAUAUUUAAUGUGUGCCUCCCUAAAGGUCUUGACUCAUUGUCUUAUAAAUUGAGAUACCUUCACUGGGAUGGAUUUUGUCUUGAGUCACUGCCAUCUAAGUUUCGUGCUGAAGAACUUGUAGAGAUUUGCAUGCGUUGUAGCAAGCUUAAAAAGCUUUGGGAUGGGAUUCAGAAUCUUGUGAAUUUAAAGACAAUUGACCUUUGGGGGUCCCGAGACCUGAUUGAGAUACCGGACUUAUCUAAGGCACAAAAACUUGAAAGUGUUUCUCUUUGUUAUUGUGAAAGCUUGUGCCAACUCCAAGUUCAUUCAAAAUCUCUUGCUUUACUGAACCUAUAUGGUUGUUCAUCACUUAGGGAAUUCUCAGUGACAUCAGAGGAAUUGACAGAAUUGAACUUAGCUUUCACAGCUAUAUCUGCAUUGCCAUCAUCAAUUUGGCAUAAAAGGAAACUUAGAUCUCUUUAUCUAAGAGGUUGUCACAAUCUUGACAAGUUAUCAGAUGAACCAAGAAUAAGAAUAUGUGGUUCUUACAAGCACUCCUUGACAACAUUGGCCUCUAACAUUGAGAGAUUGCUCAUGAACAUCAAAACCCUUUCAACAUUGACAAUGCUUUGGUUAGAUGAUUGUAGGAAACUCGUGUCUUUGCCGAAGCUUCCACCAUCCCUUGAAAAGUUGAGUGCAUGUAACUGCAUUUCUCUGGAUACAGAUAUCACUCAACGACUAGUGUUACAACACAUGUUACAAAGUCGCAUACCAUACUUACGAAGACACUAUCUCAACUGUUAUGACGAAGAAUAUUUCUUCCCAGGAGAUCAUGUGACCAAAGAGUGUGUGUUUCGCACAACAGAGAGUUCAAUAACUAUUCAUUAUCUCCCAACACUUGAAUUGUGUGGUUUCAUUUAUUGCAUCGUUCUUUCAAGGGGACCACUCUUGGAUUGUGAUGUUUCGUGUUCGGUUUAUCAAGAUGGCAUAAGGGUUGGCUGGAUCCAAAGGUUGUUGGAGUACGAAAUUUUAAUUUCAGAUCACGUGGUAUUUUUGUAUCAUGACAUGAGUGAAUUUUACAGAACAAGUGAAGUGUAUGAUGAUUUCAGCAACAUGACAUUUAUAUUUGGAGACAAUGCAGAGAGCAUAAAAGAGUAUGGUGUCUUCCCAGUAUAUGCCUCUGAGUCAGGGUUAAAGGUGUUUGGUAGUAGCAACAUGGAAAUUUUUGAAUAUUUGAAAUGAGUCACAACCAAAACAAUCGGAGUUGGAAUUGGAGGAUUUCACCAUAAAUGAUAAUUGCCUGUGAUUACUUCAUUGGUACAAAACUUCACCCAUUCCUUGAUUGUAGGCUCUUCGUUUGUUGGUUUUUUUUUAAUGAAAUUAGUCCUUCAAAUAUAGAAACUAUCAGUUGGAAAUACCUCUGAUUCUAGAUAAAGCCUAGUUUUUCGCAAUAAGAUUAUGAUAUAAUUAAUAAUUAUGUUGAACAAGUUUUCUUUCGAAAGAAUAUUGAUGGGGAAUGAGCACUUGUUUGUUCAUAGAACCAAAGCAGUGCUAAAAAUCAUUAUUGUUUUGUCGAUCAUUUUCAUGCUUUGAUUAUGCAUUUAUUUAAAUAACUAGAUAUAGACAUGUCUGGUGUUGGUGGUGCUGAUAAAAAGAUAAAUUAUUUAAAUUUCAGGUGAUCGAAAAUUUUGUUGAAAUAUAUUAUUUUAUUAAUUAAUGUGAUAGUUCUAAAUGUGAUUAUUUUUUCAUAAGCCAACAAAAUUGAAGAGAGUAUGAAGGGUAUUUCAAGUACAACCACAUAACGAAGCUGAUAGGAUUUCAAUAUCUUUUAUGCAUAGCUUGAUUUCUCGGUAGUGUUGUUGUUGGACUUUAUAGUUCUCACUUGAUUUAGCAUAGUAGUUUGAUUAAGGGGGAGAAGUUGAAGAAAUUAAAUUUGGAUGCUGCCUUAAUUUGCAAGUUUUCUAGUCAUUUUUAUUACAUCAUAAUAGAAUUAUUUUUAUUCUGAGGAUUGUUGUCAUUAAUGGGAUUGUGGAUCUUGUUAAAUUGUUCUCAUUGUCUUGGAUCAUUUCUAAAGAAGGUGGUCUAUUUCUUUGUGUGAUUGGUCCUUUUACCCUUUCAGGUAUGGAAAACUUACUUAAGAAUACUAGACUGAAAAGAUGUUUAUUUAAGGUUUCUUGUUUAUAAGCGACUCCUUUUAAUCAACUUGUUUUUUUAAUAAAAAGUUGCUCAAUACAAUAAAAAGAACUAGUACAAGUUAAAAUUCAUGUUUUAUCUAACAUGUUUCGAAUCACAUGAUAGGUCAAUGUUACUAUGUUUUGAGUCUGCUAAAGAUUGUUUGCUACAUGCAAACUUAGUGUUGAGA
Molecule: messenger RNA, 4300 nt
Organism: Cajanus cajan (pigeon pea)
Lineage: Eukaryota; Viridiplantae; Streptophyta; Magnoliopsida; Fabales; Fabaceae
Product: disease resistance protein RPV1
Biological process (GO): signal transduction; defense response
Molecular function (GO): ADP binding
Source: RefSeq, a predicted model, not a curated record